Molecule: messenger RNA, 1407 nt
Organism: Ambispora gerdemannii
Lineage: Eukaryota; Fungi; Glomeromycota; Glomeromycetes; Archaeosporales; Ambisporaceae
Source: the annotation of a GenBank genome assembly
AUGGCUAGCGUAGAACCCAAAAACUCUGAUUCAUCAUCGGACGACAGUUUACAAGGAAUGACGCCGAUUCCGCCCAAUACAUUAAUUGCACCCGUAAAGCUAUUGACUAAAGAAGAAAUGGCUCAACAACGAUCCCUCAAAAAAUCUGCUAAAUUAGAACGUCGUUCUUCGGGAUCGUCUACAAUUAUAGAAAGUCGCUCUUCAGGAUCGUUCACAACGAUAGAAAGUCGUUCUUCAGGAUCGUUCACAACGAUAGAAAGUCGUUCUUCGGGAUCGUUUGUGACGAUAGAAGAUGAUAGCGGAAUCGUACUGGAAAGAGAUUAUGACAAAUCAACUGUUUCGCAGGAAAGCAGACUUCCUACCGUAAAAGAAUCGCCUUCGAAUAGUCAGGAAUCCGAUUCAGAUUCGAGGAAAACCAAAUCGCACCAGGUUUCUACUGUAGAAGAAUUGCCUUCGAAGAGUCAGGAAUCCGAUUCAGAUUCGAUAAAAACCGAAUCGGGCAAGAUUCCUACUGUAGAAGAGUUGCCUUCGAAGAGUCAGGAAUCUGAUUCGGAGAAAUCUGACUCGAAAUCUGACUCGAAAUCGAUACAAAGCAAGGAUGAUAAUACCGAUAAUAAAAAAGUACCAGCAUCUAGCUCUUCGCCGUCACCUUCAUCAAGCGAGCCGUCAAGCACACCGUCAUCUAAAGAAACAUCUAAUGGAAGCAGCCCUUCGUCAUCGUCAAAUGAGCCACUUAGUCCGCAUUCAUCUCAAAUUACUGAAAACACUUCAUCAUCUUCAUCAACAGCGAGCUCUUCCCCUCCAACUCAAGGUGUGAUCAUGUCCAGAAAGAGGAAAUUAGAAGAAAUUGAACAGUUGCACUCUGGUUUCCUUUCAUUUGCACAAAAACAAUCAGUUCGUGCGCGAAAAAAAUUGCAAUGCAAAUUUCCCAUGUUGACUGCAUCACAGGCUAAAGAAAGUACAAUUAGGGAAUUGACAACAAUUCCAACAGUUGGCCUUUCAGAUAUUGUGUUAGAGAUUCGUGCAAAGUCUGCGGAAAGGCGGGGGGUGACAACUAUACCACUUACAGCUCAACAUCCAAGUACUCAUCAACCACCAACAAUCGGAAUCAAGCCGUCGCCUUCCAGUCCAAGUGAAAUAGGAAAUUUAUCGAAAUCACCUGACACACAAAAGCACAGCGAUCCGAAAUCCAAAAAAAAGAGUCAGCCUGUGUGGACUUUCGACGAGUUUAAAAAAAAAGUGUAUCCACAUGCUCGGGGAUCAGUUCUUAUUCCGUUUACACCAUGUUAUGUCCCAACUGAAGUCGAACCAUAUGUUCUUCCUAAAGAAGACGAAAUUAAAAAAACAAUCGAAUCUUUAAACGACAGAAUUGAUGUGAAAGGAAAAGGAAAAGGAAAGGCUUAUUGA